AUGUUUGGUGAUGGAGAGGGCACUGUGUGGGACCGGGUCGGGCGGCCCCACCGGGACUGUAUGUGCUACCUUGGACCUCCUACUUUGAUGCCGAUCGGGAUGCGCAAGUCUCCCGACGUGAGCCCCAGAAGGCUUUCGGACAUCAGCCCUCAGCUCAGACAGCUGAAGUACCUGGUGGUGGACGAGGCCAUCAAAGAGGAGCUGAAGUCCUCGCGCUCAGUUGAGGACAUCAACAGCGCAUCCAUAGAGGAGCGGAUAUUGCGAAUCACUGGCUAUUAUGGAUAUCAGCCUUGGAGUGCAAGCUGCAAGAGAGAAGACCGCAUCAGGGAGAGUGUGGUGGGCACCACAGACACACAGUCCGCUGGCGUUGUGGCCGGCGUGGAGUCCGGCUCUGGCAAACGGAAGCUCCACUGCUGCAUCAGAGUGUCAACCGUACAGGUGAGCAAGGCCCUGUGGGGAGUUGCCAUGGUGAUGUGUGUGUGCUCCUCCUGGGCAGGCUCCACCCAGCUGGCCAAGCUGACCUUUAAGCAGUUUGACGCCCCCUUCACCCUUACCUGGUUCGCCACCAGCUGGAACUGCCUCUUCUUCCCACUCUACUACAUCGGCCACCUGUGCAAGAGUCCAGAGAGGCAGACGCCCAGACAGAGAUUCAGGGAGUGCUGUAGGUUUUUCGGGGACGACGGGCUCACGCCCAAGGUGUUUCUCACCAAGGUAGCUCCCUUUGGCCUGCUGUGGAUCCUCACCAACUACCUGUACCUGCAGGCCCUCAGGAAGAUCAACACAACAGACGCGUCUGCGCUCUUCUGUUGUAACAAGGCCUUCGUCUUCCUGCUGUCUUGGAUUGUACUUAGAGACCGCUUCAUGGGGGUCAGGAUAGUAGCUGCUAUCUUGGCCAUAGCAGGCAUUGUAAUGAUGACCUAUGCUGAUGGAUUUCACAGCCACUCAGUCAUUGGCAUCACUUUGGUCGUGGCCUCUGCUUCGAUGUCAGCGCUCUACAAGGUGCUCUUCAAGAUGGUCCUGGGCAGUGCCAAAUUCGGAGAGGCUGCACUCUUUCUGAGCAUUGUUGGAAGCGCCAACUUUGUUUUUAUCAGCUUUGUGCCGGUCAUCCUGUAUUUCACACAUGUGGAGUACAUUGGCUCACCUGGAGACAUCCCCUGGGCCUACCUCUGCGGGGUUGCAGGCCUGCUGUUUGCUUUCAAUGUCCUGGUGAACUUUGGCAUUGCGAUAACAUACCCAACAUUAAUCUCCCUUGGCAUCGUCCUAAGUGUUCCUGUAAAUGCAAUGGUGGACCUCUACACAUGUGAAAUUAAUUUCAACACAGUGCGCCUCAUUGCUGUAUUCAUCAUUUGCCUGGGUUUCCUCAUGCUGCUGUUACCGGAGGACUGGGACAAGUGCAUCAUCCAGCUCAGCACAAAGCUCCGCAAGCGUGACGAGCCAGCAGAGGGAGAGGCAGGCGCCACCACAGGGCUCAACUGGAGAGGGAGAUCCAGGACCUCCAUGUCAACAUUUGCACAUUGACUCCAUGAAAAAUGACCAUGCAAACACACACACACACACACACACACACACACACACACACACACACACACACACACACACACACACACACACACACAGACACAGAGAAGGAGACACAUUCACACCUCUUUCUGACGAUGGUGGGACAUUUGAUCUGCCCUCUCUUUCACGAAGCUCCCUGGAUGAAAAAAGUAUUUUAGACUGCCCUCUGAUCAGUAACAUUUCGGUCAAGUGGGGAGAUGCAGGAGGCACAGAUUGUGAAUCACUCAUUUGGCGUCCUUUCCGCUCAGAAGAGUUGGUGCAUGGACAUGGACAAUAUUAAUUGUAACCUCUCUUACCCAAAAGAUUAUCAGGUAUAACUGAUUGAGUCAUGUAUUCAUUUUGCUUUACCUCUCAAUCAUUCCAUGGAUUCACUACAUCCUUGCACCUGGGAAGACUUGCCAACUUGCCUGAUAUUUUUCAUUUUCGAGGCAGGCCUAACACCGUGUGGACUUGCAGUCUUUAACAUGAACACAUUUACACCUUUAAGAUCCAAAGAAGAAUGCCUAAAAUGCUGAAUGCCUGAAAACAAAAGGGAGGCCCACAGUGGCGUCCCUCAGGUGUAAACUUAAUUAAAAAUACCUGCCUUUCGUGCAUUGUACAUAGCUGUGUCUCACACCGUUAAUGUCCUGGAGCUGUGGACCCAAUGGGCUCAUCUGGUGUGAAAGGACCUGUCUGGACACCUGAAGAUCAAUCUUAGAUGAAAAAGAAAAUCCUGAUAGAAGAGCUCAGGUCUUUUUUGACCACACUGAUUGGCCCCCUGUGGUUAAGCGCUUUCCUGGGGCUAAACUCUUCCUCUGUCAAUGCUGACACCCAUUGCUCAGGCCCACAGUUAAGUCACGAGAGAUCUAAAACCAGUGUCUCUAUAGCUAAGUUUUGAAUGCAUUAGAUGGUUCAGAUUUGUUCGUCCAAAAGAGUGAGCUCUUGCCUCACAUUUUCUGUUGCCGAGACACUGGCAGCAAGCAGUUCAUUAACCAAGCAAUAUUGGUAAUACAUGUAUUACCAGGACAUGUAUUGUCGUUCAAAUAAUAUAAAAUGUGUUUUUUUUUAACUGUCCAUUAGCUGUUCAUGCUAUUAACUGGCCCAUUUUCACAAUUGCUUCAGGUACAUUAAUCUUUGGAUGGACUAAAACCACUAAUAGCUUAUAAUAAAACAUUCAUGAAAACUUGGAACUACCCCUUUAAUAACUUUAAACAUCAACCAUAGCAAUCACUGAGCCACCCUUUGAAUUCCUAUCUCAUUUCUUGAAUCAAAUUCUAAUCAAAUGUAUUUAUAAAGCCCAAUAUCACAAAUUACACAUUUGUCUCAGGGGGCUUUACAGACUGUACAGCAUACCACACGCUCUGUCCUUAGACCCUCGACAAGGAAAAACUCCCCAACAGAAACCCCACAAUCAAAGGAGGAAAAAUGGAAGACGCCUCAGGUAGAGUGACUGAGGAGGGAUCCCUCUCCCAGGACAGACAGACGUGCAAUAGAGGUCGUGUGUUGAGAAUAGACAACAUAGUAAAAAUACAAAAUAGACAAUCUAUGUGACAGAAAUGAUGAUGUGAUCCAGACAUAACCUUUAAUAGUGGCAAUCUGGCAGAUGAGUGACACAGAAAGUCCAGAGAUGAUGCCUCGGAUGCUGAGUUAGUAACAUGCAUUUAAGGGUCAUGAAUGCAUACAGAUAGAGAGGGAGAGGAGGAGAGAGAUAUGGAAAGGAGGAAGAGAGAGGAGAAAGGUGUAAGUCCCCCGGCAGUCUAAGCUGAUAGCAGCAUAAGGCUUGCACAAGGCAAGCCUGAGCCAGCCCUAACUAUAAGCUUUAUCAAAGAGAAACGUCUUUUGACUGUUCUUAAAUGUGGAGAGGGUGUCUGCCUCCCAAACACAAACUGAGAGCUGAUUCCACAGUAGAGGUGGAUAGCUGAAGGCUCUGGCUCCCAUUGUACUAGACUUAUAUGCACAUAAACUAAUCUGCGACAAUUGUCACUUAAUUUUUUGUUUUCCUGGAGUAAAUAACAGACAUGAAAACUGUCUCCCUGUGGCUUGAGGAGAGGUGUCUUCUUCUUUCUUUCUCUAUCAAAGAAAAGUCUUAUUGUAUUGGUUUCCAUCAAUCACAUUUUUGAGGCAAUUUAACAACCGAGAUGAACCUGAGACCGCCUGAGGCAAGCGACUGGUGGAAACUCUGCCUUGUUGUGAAUGUAUGAACAUCACUCGACCACACAUGCUCGCUAUGUGCCAUCUAUUUUUUACAGUGCCAUCACAGACCGCUGCAGAGAGACUCUUUAAUAUUAUCCUUCUUGUACUCAUCUGACUGAGUUUUUUUGGAGCAAACUCUUGAUACAUCGUACAAGACUUUUUAUAUUUUUGCAUUUGGUUGCAGACUAACAUCAAAGGGACAGUGAGUGACAUCUGCAGGACGAGCAUGCACAUAAUGUAUGAGCAGAAACAGCUGAAGUCCACUUCACUGCCUUUUCUUUGUUUUGCAAUAGAAUACAUUAGCACUGUUUCCCAUUGUCAUGCUCUAUGACAAUAAAUUAUAAUAUUGUAUUCCUCUGGAAUUAUUGCUAGACAUAAAUGUAAACCUUUGUAAGGAAUGAUGAUUUUUACACUGAGAUGCAACAUAUGAUUAUCACAUUUGAGGAAGAAAUAUCUAGAGCGUAAAUAAAUGAUGGUUUAUUAGAUCUACUGUUGGGUGUCUUCAAGUGUAAUCACAUGUACUAUAUAAAAUAUUUCUUUUCAAUACA
Messenger RNA from Cottoperca gobio, 4280 nucleotides. RefSeq names its product solute carrier family 35 member F3b (gene slc35f3b). The coding region runs from base 1 to 1518 and encodes 505 amino acids. NCBI's taxonomy places the organism in Eukaryota, Metazoa, Chordata, Actinopteri, Perciformes, Bovichtidae. The transcript has 8 exons. The record is from RefSeq and is a predicted model, not a curated record. Gene Ontology annotation, molecular function: transmembrane transporter activity. Gene Ontology annotation, biological process: transmembrane transport. Gene Ontology annotation, cellular component: membrane.